This is a messenger RNA of Aspergillus nomiae NRRL 13137, 915 nucleotides long. Its product is annotated as putative RNA binding protein. Gene Ontology annotation, cellular component: nucleus. Gene Ontology annotation, molecular function: mRNA binding. The transcript has 6 exons. NCBI's taxonomy places the organism in Eukaryota, Fungi, Ascomycota, Eurotiomycetes, Eurotiales, Aspergillaceae. The record is from RefSeq and is a predicted model, not a curated record. Bases 1 to 915 code for a protein of 304 amino acids. Gene Ontology annotation, biological process: mRNA export from nucleus.
AUGAGAUCAUUGCGGAGCGUCCUCAGAAACAAAAUCGGGGUGGCCGCCGCCCUCCUCAAGGUCGUCGCCGUGAUGGCGGAUUGGGUACACGACAAAUAUGAAGACGACAGAGAUUCACGCCCAUCUCGUGCCCCUCGACGACCACGCGGUGACCGCUAUUCCCCGCCGACGGACCACGCCCCUACUGGAGCUAAGCUUCGUGUUGAGAACCUUCAUUACGAUAUUACAGAAAGUGAUCUUGAGGAUCUGUUCACUCGGAUUGGCCCGAUCAGCAACCUCUCUCUUGUCUAUGACCGAGCAGGACGCUCUGAGGGUGUCGCCUUCGUUACCUAUGCACGUACCAGCGAUGCGAGGACGGCCAUUAGCGAGUUUGACGGCGCGAAUGCUAAAGGACAACCUAUUCGUGUAACUCUUGUUUCCACAGGCGGUGGACGACGAGACCGGAAUCCCUUUGACAAUGUUGAAAGGCCUAAAGGUAGCUUGUUUGACCGUGUGGAGCGGCCACGCGAUCGUGACUCCCGCAGUCUUAGCCCCGGAAGUGGACAUGAAAGUGCUGACGAUGGUGCACGCCGCCGUCGUGGCCGCCGGGGAGGUGGCGGACGCUACCGACGUAGCGAUGUCUCCAAGCCAGCUCCGGAUCAUAUAGAUCGGUAUGUGCCAGGACAGCGAUCGCCGGCGCGUCGUCCCGCCAACGGACGACGCCAGGGCCAGGGCCAGGGCGAGAGCCGUCGCGCCCCUGCUGCUCGACCCAAGAAGACGCAGGAAGAGCUGGACCAAGAGAUGGACGAUUACUGGGGCACUGCAAACACUGGUGCUGGCACUGCUGACAAGGAGACCGUUCAGGCUGAGCCGCAGCAAAUUGCGCCUGCGACUACAGCUGCUGCUGGCGACGACGAUAUUGACAUGAUUGAGUAA